Molecule: messenger RNA, 1383 nt
Organism: Ilyonectria robusta
Lineage: Eukaryota; Fungi; Ascomycota; Sordariomycetes; Hypocreales; Nectriaceae
Exons: 11
Coding region: 1-1383 (460 amino acids)
Molecular function (GO): FAD binding; oxidoreductase activity
Source: RefSeq, a predicted model, not a curated record
AUGGCUGAGGAGCUUAGCAAGGCCGGGUUUUCUGGCCGUGUUAUCGAUAGCAGCUCAGCGGACUUUGCUGCUGCAUCUCAUCGAUUCUCUGCCAUUUCUGAAGCCAGAGCACAAUACAUCGCAUUCCCGAGGACUUCGGAAGACGUGUCCAUCGCCAUUGUCUACGCCACCCGAGUGAAACUGAGGGUAGCCAUCAAGUGUGGAGGACAUCACGCUUCUGGUGCCAACAGCGUAGAAGAUGGCCUCGUCAUCGACCUCAGCGAGCUCAGAUCUGUAGCACUCAACAACGACCGGAGUGAAGUUACCGUCGGCGGUGGGUGUCUUUGGGAAGGUGUCUAUACCUUCUUGCGAAACGAGGGCUUGGCUUGCAUUGGAGGAGGAGUGCACAAUGUUGGUGUUGGUGGCCAUGUCACCGGAGGUGGCUAUGGCCCGUUAACUCAGAAAUACGGAAUGGCAUGUGACAACCUCAUCUCUGCCACCGUUGUUCUCGCCGAUGGAAGGAUUGUCACUGCUAGUGACACUGAAAACUCGGAUCUCUUGUGGGGUAUCAAAGGAGGCUCCUCAAACUUUGGAGUAGUGGUGGAAUUCGUGUUGAAGACUGUUCCCGACCCGGGAUCGUGGGUGUUUCGCUCGAUUGCUCUGCCUUCUUCGGACCUUCCAACCAUAACUCCACGAUUUGUGGUAAGUGUGCAAUGGGCCAGGUUCCAGUUGGAUGUCGUCUUGGUCUUUCUGAACUUCGUCCGCGGUCCGCACAACACGCCUCUUGUAAUAUUGAACUUCACCUUGUGUGGGUCGGGAGACCUGUUCUCGGGGCUGUUCGAGUUUUUUCUGGGAGGCUUGAGCCCUCUGUCUGAUAUAACCACAAGCUACCCUUCCUUAGUUGAGCUUAGCCACGCCCUUGACAGAUUAUUACUUGCUGGCCCCAGAAGAAUUGCGACUGGAAGUGUCCCUGUCGUGGAUAUUUCUCCAAAGCUCGUUCAUGAACUUUGGCAACGUUGGUUGGAAUACACAGACUCCAACCUGGACGUUGUUAGUACCAAAGUCGUGUUCGAGCUGCACAGAACCAUAAGACUUCGCGCGGAAGCCAGCUGUUUACGUAUCACAGAGCCUGUGCACAAUAUGAUUCUCAUCAGCGAAGAGCAUAACGAGGCAAAGAACGAUGCUCUCGCUCUUAACUGGGUCCACGAAACGACUCAACUGACACGGCAACGCCAGACUCACGACUGGGGAACGGAUUUUGGAGUUUGGGCAAAUGCUAGUAUGCGAAAUGAGACUGCUGCGGACUGCUGGGGGCUGAACUACCCCCGCCUCCAAGUGCUUAAGGCUAAGUAUGACCCAACAUCUGUAUUCAACUGUUUUUUGCCAAUUGAGCCUACUAAGUAA